GAAGCGGGAGCCUUAAAAUUCCAGACAGCAAUGCCGGCAAAUCACCUCCCCAUAUUUGCUUAGAACUAUACUUCCCAGCAAGCAGCGCGCGCGACCGUACGUCAUUGCGUUGCGAGUUACGCGCGCUAGCGCAGUGGAAACGGAGGGCAGGCGGAUAGCGAGGAGAAGAGGCCUGAAAACGCGCGCGCGCAGCUGUUCCGGGGGCAACGGAAGCUAACCCGUGCGUGUUUUCCCUCUUCCACAGGGACUGCUUUAGGCUCGGUAUAGCGCUGUGCAACUGAGCGGUGCCUGUCGGGAGUUCUUGCUCCGCAGUUGUAUUAGUGAGGGCGCAGGCGGGAGAGGACCUCGGGCCAAGAGUGACCCGAACAGGGUCCUGCUGAACAACCAAAUGGCGGCAGCCGGAGGAGGAGGCCCUGGUGGUCCAGGAACCGGGGGCAAAAUACGCAGUAGGAGAUAUCACUUGAGUUCCGGCAGGACUCCGUACAGCAAGAGCCGGCAGCAGCAGCAGGGUAUCAUCAGCCGUGUCACGGAUACUGUCAAGAGCAUUGUUCCUGGAUGGUUGCAGAAGUAUUUUAACAAACAAGAAGAGGAACAUGACCGAGUACAUAGUGCAAGUGAAGUAAUUGUGAAUGAUACUGAGGCUAGAGAAAAUAAUGCUGAACACCAUAUCUAUGUUGUUGAUGAUGAUGAUGACGAAGAAGGAAAUUCUCCCACUGAUGGCAGAGUCACUCCUGAGCCAAUUAUUAAUGUUGAUGAAGAAGGUGUGUGUAUAGUUCCGUCCACUAGUCAGUCAGCAAUAAACAACACAGAUGCCCUUACUAGGCCAUCUUUACACCGUGCUAGUCUAAACUUCAACAUAUUUGACUCUCCUGCACUGAACUGCCAGCCUUCAACCUCUUCGGCAUUUCCUAUUGGCACCUCUGGCUUCUCACUUAUAAAAGAGAUCAAGGACUCUACCUCACAACAUGAUGACGAUAACAUCUCCACCACCAGUGGCUUUUCCUCUAGAGCAUCUGAUAAAGAUCUAGCCGUUUCAAAAAAUGUCAGCGUGCCACCUCUUUGGUCUCCUGAAGUUGAUCGCUCACAGUCUCUGUCACAUAACUCCUCCAUGACCUCCAAAAAACCAACUUUUAAUCUUUCUGCUUUCGGUUCUCUCUCACCUUCUCUUGGAAACGCAUCUAUCUUAAACCGUCAGCUUGGUGAUUCUCCUUUUUAUCCUGGCAAAACAACAUACCAAGGUGCAGCUGCAGUCCGUUCCUCGCGAGUGCGCGCCACCCCAUAUCAAGCACCUUUACGAAGACAGGUGAAGGCAAAACCAGCAGCACACUCUCAGCAGUGUGGUGUUACCAGCUCCGCUGCACGGCGCAUUCUACAGUCUUUGGAGAAGAUGUCAAGUCCUUUAGCGGAUGCCAAAAGGAUCCCAUCAAACUCUUCUUUAUCACAUACACCAGAAAAGAACGUCAUGGAUAUUCCCGAAAACCCAUCAAAAAGGAAAAAGGUGGAGUCCCCAUUUCCUCCAGUUCAGAGGCUUGUGACUCCAAAAUCCAUUUCUGUCUCUGCAAACCGUUCCCUGUAUAUCAAGCCUUCACUGACACCAUCUGCUGUAUCAAAUACAAACAGUCGCAGAAUACAGCCAGACAAGCACAAUGAGUCCACAAAGAAUAAUCUGCAAACAACAUCUCAGUCUCACAGCUUCUCUUACCCAAAGUUCAGUACUCCGGCAUCCAAUGGAUUGUCAUCAGGAACAGGUGGUGGCAAAAUGAUGAGGGAAAAAGGCUCUCAUUACUCAACAAAGCCAGCUAAUGAGGAGCUGGAUGGGCCUGUUUUACCUGAAAUCCCAUUGCCUCUUAGCACAGCAGCCCUUCCCAGCUUUCAAUUUUCAACUUUGUCUGGCUCUGCUACUUCGCCUAUCUCUGUCACUAAACCUGCAAACAGUACGACAUGUCGCUUAACCAGCAGUAGCCCAUCGUUCACAUUUUCGUCCCCUAUUGUAAAGUCGACUGAAUCAAAUGCUCAGUCUCCUGGCUCAUCUGUUGAUUUCACUUUCAGUGUACCAGCAGCGAAAGCGUCUUGUGCAACAUCUGAUGAGAGCAAGGUGUCUGCUGUAAGUAGCGCGGCUAAAACACAUGCUGCUGUUAGCAGUGCAAAGAACACUGAUGAUGAACAAUUGGGAUUCUGUAAACCUGCAAAAACUCUGAAGGAAGGGAGUGUGUUAGACAUGCUGAGAAGUCCAGGGUUUUCUUCUUCACCCUCCCUGCUGACUUCAGCAUCAAGUCUUAACAGAAGCACACCAACCCUCUCAAAGACUGUGGGGAAUACAUUCUCCCCUGCAAAUGUAUCAUUAGGAGUAGGAAGCAAGCAAGCUUUUGGACUUUGGCAAUGCAGCGCAUGCUUUCAUGAGAAUAUGUCAUCUGAUAGCAACUGUAUUUCUUGCUCUGCUUUAAAACCUCGGCCUACAGAAACCUCUAAGAAACUACCUGCUUCACCGCCAAGUAGCAAUACAAAAAGCACUGUCCCACUUUCUAGCACACCAGGACUAGGAGACAUAUUUAAAAAACCUGCAGGCAUGUGGGAUUGUGACACUUGUUUAGUACAGAACAAAGCAGAAGUAACAAAAUGUGUUGCUUGUGAAACCCCCAAACCUGGGACUGGUAUGAAAGCUACCUUGUUGAUACCGUCCACCACAAAGUCUACAAAUCCAGCCACAAAUACUCUUGCUUUUGCAUCUUGCUCUGCAAGCAUUCCAAAUGAAGAAAUGUUCAAAAAGCCUAUGGGAUCUUGGGAGUGCACAGUUUGCCAUAUGCAGAAUAAAACAGAGGAUAAUACAUGUGUGGGCUGCAAAGCUGAGAAACUAGGAACCGUCAAGAGCGUACCUACUGCUGCACCAUCAGGGCUGCUGGGAUUGUUAGAUCAGUUUAAAAAACCAACAGGGAGCUGGGAUUGUGAUGUCUGCUUAAUACAAAACAAACCAGAAGCCAACAAAUGUGUUGCAUGUGAAAGUGCCAAACCAGGCACCAAAGCAGAACUGAAAGGUACUUUUGAUACAGUGAAAAAUUCAGUUUCAGUUGCACCCCUUUCUUCAGGGCAGCUGGGAUUGCUAGAUCAGUUUAAGAAGUCAGCAGGAAGCUGGGAUUGUGAUGUCUGCCUAGUAGAAAACAAACCAGAAGCCACAAAAUGUGUUGCCUGUGAGACCUCAAAACCAGGCACAAAAGCAGAGUUAAAAGGUUUUGGAACAUCAACCUUUUCCUCUGGAACAGCAGCUCCGACCUUCAAGUUUGGUGUGCAGUCUUCAGAUAGCACUGCUGAGUUAAAAUCGGGUGCCUCUACAAGUGGUUUUGCCAAAUCUAUAGGGGAUUUUAAAUUUGGUUUAGCGUCUGCAUCCACAACAACAGAGGAAACUGGCAAGAAAAGCUUUACAUUUGGCUCUUCUACUACCAAUGAAGUUUCAGCAGGUUUUAAGUUUGGCAUUGCCGGCUCUGCUCAGACAAAACCAGACGCCCUAAGUCAGUCUACCACAAGUGGUUUCACAUUUGGCUCUGUUUCCAACACGGUUUCUCUUGCUCCUACUGCAACUAGCUCAGGGAGCACAGGCUUGCAAGUGGCGGCUGCAAUUGCUGAUUCCAACCUUGCAACUACUGCUACCUUAAAAUCAGCAGAAGAUAAAAAGGCCGAAGCACCUACAAUAACACCGUUUUCUUUUGGGAAAACAGAUCAAAAUAAAGAGACUGCAUCCACCUCUUUUGUCUUUGGAAAGAAAGAUGAAAAGACAGACUCUGCUCCAACUGGAUCUUCCUUUGCUUUUGGGCUAAAAAAGGAUGGGGAGGAAUCUAAGCAGUUUCUUUUUGGAAAACCUGAGCCAACCAAAGUAGAUGGCAGUGCAGCAUCUGCUGGUUUUGCUUUUGGUGUGACUAAUCCCACAGAGAAAAAGGAUAUUGAACAGCCUGGAAAAUCAGUUUUUGCCUUCGGUGCUCAAACUUCAAUCACAGAUGCUGGAGCUUCCAAACAACCUUUUAGUUUUCUGACCAAUGUCUCCUCCACUGCAGCUUCAUCAAGCACUUGUGUCUCCAGCAGUGUAUUUGGCAGUGUGACUCAGUCAAGCACUCCUGCAACCCCUAGUAAUGUGUUUGGCAGUGCUAUUUCAGCAAAUGCUCCUGCCCCGUCUAGUGGUGUAUUUGGAAACCUCACUCCAUCAAAUGCCCCUGCAGCUUCUAGCACUUUGUUUGGUAACGUUGCUCCCUCAAGUACUCCUUCUGGCUCCAGUGGUUUGUUUGGCACUGCAGCUGCAUCCAGUACUCCUGCCACUUCCACUAGCUUGUUUGGCUCUGCAGCUAAAUUGAGUGCUCCUGCAAGCUCUGGAGGGGUGUUCAACAGUGCAGCUCCUGCUGCCCCAGCAUCAACUGCAAGUAGUGUGUUUGGCAGUGUAGCCUCUUCAACAAACACUUCUGCAAAUUCUGCAAACAUAUUUGGAAGCUCUGGUGGAGCGGCCACUGCUCCUGGGGCUUUUGUGUUUGGACAGCCAGCUAGUACUGCUAGCACUGUUUUUGGAAACUCGAGCGAAUCAAAAUCGACCUUUGUUUUCUCUGGUCAGGAAAAUAAACCCGUGACCUCUGCAAGUACUUCUGUGACUCCGUUUCUAUUUGGAGCAGUGUCUGCCAGUACUACCCCAGCAGCUCCAGGUUUUAACUUUGGACGAACAAUCACUUCAAAUACAACAGGCACUAGCUCGUCUCCAUUUAUCUUUGGUGCUGGCGCAAGUGGCUCUGCUUCUUCAAGUAUAACAGCUCAGGCCAAUCCAGUGCCAGCAUUUGGGCAAAGUUCUAACCCGUCUACUGCACCUGCUUUUGGCUCUUCAACUUCAGUUCCAGUGUUUCCAGCUGGGAAUUCUCAGCAAGUCCCGGCCUUUGGUUCGAGUAGUGCACAACCCCCUGUGUUUGGGCAACAAGCCACUCAGCCUUCUUUUGGAUCUCCUGCUGCACCCAGUGCUGGAUCUGGUUUCCCGUUUGGCAACAACGCAAACUUCAACUUUAACAGCACAAAUUCAUCAGGUGGAGUCUUCACUUUUAAUGCAAAUUCAGGAUCCACCACCCAACCACCUCCCCCAGGAUACAUGUUUAAUGCAGCUGCGCCAGGUUUUAACAUGGGAACAAAUGGCAGGACGACUCCAGCAUCUACUAUUUCUACUCGCAAGAUAAAGACCGCCAGAAGAAGAAAGUAAUUGAAUGAAUGUACUGGAAGUAAUGGUUGUUUCAAGAAAUGAAUGAUGUCCUGCAUUGUGCAAAUACUGGAGUGUUCCUCAUGCUGUGUGUAGUGGAAGUCAGAUCAGCCCAAGGACAAAAAUAUAUGCUGAAACUUGUCUCUUUUUCCUCUGUAAUUAAAACAUGGUGAUGGGAAAUUUCUUUACCAAGAAAUCUGAUUCCGGCACCUCCUUUGUUUACCUGACUUGGCAUGAUUUGGCUAUACGAGUGUUUAUAGCCUGCACAGCGAAUGGCUUUUGUAUAAUACCUCUUUCAUCUGCACCACUAUUUUAUUGAUGCUUUGAAAUUGUAAUUGUGAGCGAGGAGCCGUGUAUAGGUUACAGACUGAUUUCUACACCGCAGUUGUGCUGGUGAAUGUGUGGAGUGUAGUGUGCAACGAAACUUUUCUGCUUACGGAAGACUGACUCAUGAAUGGUCCUUACAUAGGAUGUGCUAGAUCUGUACUUCUCUUUCAAAUAUAUGCCUUUUCUUCUCCUCCUCCUCCUCCCCCCUGUUUUCAUUCAGCUCUUGUCAUCUUUACUUCUCUCCAUUAUUUUAUUAUAUUCAUGUAAAUACAUUUGUUUCUCCAUGUACCUUUCAGCAUAACCUAAAUCUGUGAACUUGAAAUUUUAAUUUUUUUUUCUUUUCAUUUUACUGCAGAUCUCCUCUUUGUUUAGAAAUGUCUCAGAUUUUAUUAUAAGUCUCAUUAUUCAAAGUUGCCUAACUCCAUAAAAAGAAGUCUUUAAAGAAAAUUGGAAAUUCUUUAAAGUGUUUAUUGGCUUUUCUGAUCCAUUUUUAUUUGGACCAAAAACCAGUAUUGUACAAAGUAUUAAGUAUAUAUUUUUAUAUUUACAGAAAUGGACUGUGGUGACUUUGGAUAAUAAGUUUAAUAUUAAAGCCAUGUUUAUUACAGUAUAAUUAACAUGUUAAAUGCCAUCAAUAAAAUUAUAAAAUACAA
Molecule: messenger RNA, 6192 nt
Organism: Xenopus laevis (African clawed frog)
Lineage: Eukaryota; Metazoa; Chordata; Amphibia; Anura; Pipidae
Gene: nup153.L
Product: nucleoporin 153kDa L homeolog
Exons: 23
Coding region: 389-5215 (1608 amino acids)
Biological process (GO): protein import into nucleus; RNA export from nucleus
Cellular component (GO): nuclear pore; nuclear membrane
Molecular function (GO): structural constituent of nuclear pore
Source: RefSeq, a predicted model, not a curated record